Molecule: messenger RNA, 1615 nt
Organism: Drosophila mojavensis
Lineage: Eukaryota; Metazoa; Arthropoda; Insecta; Diptera; Drosophilidae
Gene: Hacd2
Product: very-long-chain (3R)-3-hydroxyacyl-CoA dehydratase
Exons: 4
Coding region: 246-1382 (378 amino acids)
Biological process (GO): fatty acid elongation; sphingolipid biosynthetic process; very long-chain fatty acid biosynthetic process
Cellular component (GO): endoplasmic reticulum membrane
Molecular function (GO): 3-hydroxyacyl-CoA dehydratase activity
Source: RefSeq, a predicted model, not a curated record
GCUGCCAAUUUUCCAAGGAUAUCAAUUGUGAUGUGCUUGGACACAAUUUUUCACAGAAGAGAGUUUAUUUAACAAGAAUAUAAAUAUAAAUGUCUAAAAACAAUGUGUUAUUAGAGCAAAAGAAAAAAUGAAUAUAAAUAAUUAAAAGAAGUACAGCUUCCGUUCUGUUUCAAGCUGCGAGUAUGAGCUGCGUACCAGGCACUUAAAAGUUUCGCAGACAGAAGUUAAAAAUACGAACAAAAAUUAUGUCGCCCAUGUCAAAUGCCAAUUCAAUGGCCCCAACUGAAUUAAGUCCAUUUGUGUAUUGGUCGCAAACAAAAGGUCAGCUGCUGCUCAAGGUGGACCUCAAAGAUGCGCAGGGCGUCGUUGCAGAGUUUACUAGUACGACGCUCUCGUUCGCUGCAAACGGGCAUGGAGCACGUGGUCGGAAUGCUUAUAAAUUCCAGAUGCGCUUCUUUCUGCCCAUCGAUGAUGAAACGGCGACCUUUUCAGUCACGGACCAUAAAAUCGAGCUGCAUAUACGAAAAGCAGAGCCGGCCUGGUGGCAGCGACUCAUUGCAACGCCUCAAAAGCCGCACUGGCUUCGCAUUGACUUUGAUCGCUGGCGGACAGAGGACGAUGGGGACCUGAGUGAGGGAACACGAGAUGUGCGAGAGGAUUAUGUGGAGGAGUAUAACAAAUUGCAGAAGCAGGAAAUCGGAUAUGUGAAAGAGCAUGCAAAGAAGGUUUACUUGAUCAUCUACAAUCUGGCCAUGUUUGUAGGGUAUUUGCACAUACUGCUUAUAAUGAGUGUGCUCUACAUACGCGAUGGAUCGGAGAGCAUGAAGCAUACGUACGAAUAUGUGGGAACAUCGUUCAAAUUUGUACAGCUGAUGCAAUACUUGGAGGUAAUGCAUCCCCUGUUUGGCUACACAAAGGGCAGCCCUUUGAUGCCCUUUUUUCAAAUCUCUGGACGGAACUUUGUGCUCUUCUUAAUGAUAGAAAUGGAGCCGCGUAUGCAUGCCAAGCCGGUUGUGUUCUACGUCUUUGUUAUAUGGUCGCUUGUAAAGAUAGUGCGCUAUCCCUAUUAUGUCAGCCAGCUGGUUAAGAGAGACAAUGGUCUGCUUACUUGGCUGCGCUAUACCAUCUGGAUACCCCUUUAUCCCAUGGGCCUAGUCUGUGAGGGAGUCAUACUGCUGCGCAGCAUCCCCUACAUUGAGGAGACGAAACGCUUUUGUGUCGAUAUGCCCAACAAGUGGAAUUGGACAUUUGACAUGGUGCUCUUCCUAAAGGUCUAUUUGCUCCUGCUCGCCCUGCCCGGCACCUUUAUGGUCAUGUCCCAUAUGUCCAAGCUACGCGCUAAGAAGUUGGGACGUGGACGAGCUAAGCCAAAAGUUAACUAAGAAUAUUAUCUUCACUAGCUUUAGGAUAACACUGUCACACACUCUCUGUUUGCAUCCAACUGCUAUUUGUUGUAUUUUAUUUGUAAUUAUUCGUUUAAUUUGAAAGACUUUGUGCCUAUAUGGUUUUUACACAUGCGUACCAUUUAAGCAUGGUCUGACUUUACGCAAUUCACAACCGAAAUAUCAAACAUAUAGAAAAUAAUAAACAAAAAUUAUUUUUUAUUUUGAUGCAA